AUGCAGAGAAUACUUGAAAUCAUUGCCGCAGAGGACCACGAGAAGCUAUUUACAGGAGAGAACCACCCAAACAUAUACGAUGCAAUAGCACCAAUAAACAAUUCGCACGAAAUUAAGGAGAUUGAACGAGCAUUGAAGUACUACUUUGAACAGGUACUACAAAUAACCUCACCAAGCAGUAAAGUACACUACGAAGCACAGAGAAUGCUCAUGGUCUGCGAGAAAGUCUUCUCCUCUAUGGGAGAGGACAUGGGAGAGAUGGCUGUACAGUCAACACGAGACUUAAGUGACGAAAUCGUAGAUUUUUAUAUGGAAUCGCUGAAACAUUUUGCAUCGUACGUGGAUGAAGAAAUUCUAAACGAACACAUAAGAUAUUUGGACGGAGAAUAA
This is a messenger RNA of Vittaforma corneae ATCC 50505, 390 nucleotides long. RefSeq lists its product as uncharacterized. The transcript has a single exon. The record is from RefSeq and is a predicted model, not a curated record. NCBI's taxonomy places the organism in Eukaryota, Fungi, Microsporidia, Nosematidae. Bases 1 to 390 code for a protein of 129 amino acids.